Messenger RNA from Photinus pyralis (common eastern firefly), 1830 nucleotides. RefSeq names its product facilitated trehalose transporter Tret1-2 homolog. Bases 85 to 1680 code for a protein of 531 amino acids. Lineage: Eukaryota; Metazoa; Arthropoda; Insecta; Coleoptera; Lampyridae. Gene Ontology annotation, biological process: transmembrane transport; carbohydrate transport. Gene Ontology annotation, molecular function: sugar transmembrane transporter activity. Gene Ontology annotation, cellular component: membrane. The record is from RefSeq and is a predicted model, not a curated record. The transcript has 4 exons.
CGAAAAUCGACGUUUCCGUGUCUUGAUAGGCAUGGAUUGGACGUAUAAGGACGUGUUAAGUUCAUAGUGUAAUGUUGAAAAAUUAUGACUAAACACCACUCGUUGCCAACGAAUGAAAGUACCUCCGUAUCAACCUCAACUACUGUUACCGACUUUGGAUCAUCUCCAUCACAGUUUUCGCCCAAUAACAGGUGCACCUUACAAGAAAAUUUAAAAAUGGUUCAAUCCGAAACUCUACCUUUACAAUCAACUAAGGCCGAUGAGACAUAUGAAACUACCACUAAUUGUAACACCCUCGAUAUGUACAAUCGUGUUGUUUCUUCAAAACCAUCUGCUUUUAAUCAGGUUUUGGCAGCGAUGUCGGUAUCGUUAGUUUCACUAGUAGGAGGCUUCGUCACUGCAUAUACUUCACCAGCAUCAGAUUCUCUCCAGCGGGAUCUUCUCAUAUCGGACGAUGAGCUUUCUUGGAUAGGAGGAUUAAUGCCAUUGGGUGCUCUCAUCGGUGGGUUAAGCGGUGGAAAAAUGAUUGAAUAUUUGGGAAGAAAGUGCACUUUACUUGUUACAAAUGCAACGCUGACAUUCUCGUGGAUAUGCGUCGCUGUAGCUGCAAAUCAAUGGUAUUUAUAUUUUGGAAGAACUAUCGCAGGAGUUGCUGUUGGAAUCGCUACCUUGGCAAUGCCUGUAUACCUAGGGGAAGCAAUCCAACCAAAUAUACGAGGAACGUUAGGGCUCUUGCCGACAAUGUUUGGCAAUAGUGGAGUACUUCUUUGUUAUAUCGCGGGAAGUUAUCUGCAAUGGAAUCAUCUCGCAUGGCUAGGAGUAGGUCUCCCAAUUCCAUUCAUGAUACUGGGGUUUGUCAUUCCGGAAAGUCCAAAAUGGUAUGUGUCAACAAGCAAAUAUGAAAACGCGAAGAGAUCUCUACAAUGGCUACGAGGAAAGGAGGCCGAUGUUCAACAAGAAUUAGACAGAUUAUUGGUCACAUUGGAACGAUCUACUGUAACAUCACAAUCUUUAUUUCAAUCUAAGAACAUCAAACCUGUGCUAAUAUCAUUAGGUUUAAUGUUUUUUCAACAAAUGAGCGGUAUCAAUGCAGUUAUAUUUUAUACAUCUGACAUCUUCGAAAUGGCAGGAUCAAGAAUGAUUCAUAAAGAUACUUCCACAAUUAUUGUAGGGGGAGUAAAUUUUAUCUCAACUUUUGUAGCUACAGUACUGAUCGACAAAUUGGGUCGCAAAAUACUUCUUUAUAUUUCUAGCACAUUGAUGAUAGUUACAUUAGGAUUUCUUGGUACCUAUUUUUAUUUGUUGAAAACUGGAAUGGAUGUCUCCUUUAUCGGCUGGUUGCCUUUACUUAGCUUUAUGGUGUACGUGUUAGGAUUUUCUUUUGGUUUUGGCGCAAUCCCUUGGUUGAUGAUGGGUGAAAUAUUACCUGCACAUAUUAGGGGAAGUGGAGCGUCCUUGGCAACGGCAUUUAAUUGGGCAUGUACAUUCGUUGUAACCAAAACAUUUGUUGAUAUGAUUCAAACUAUUGGACCACAUGGAACAUUCUGGAUGUUUUGUCUUGUUGGUGUAAUUUCGGUAGUAUUUAUAUUCUUUUGGGUGCCGGAAACACAAGGGCUCAGUCUAGAAGAAAUAGAACUAAAGAUCUUAUCUUCGGAAAUUCGGCGGGAGGAAGCUUGCUAACAUGUUUAUUUUGUAUAGGUAGUAGUUUUAUGUAGUAGACGUGUAUGUGCACAAUGCCAAAUACGUAAUUCAUCAAGACUGAUAGAUAAUUAAAUUAUAUACGUGAAGUCCUUUUAAUACAUUGUAAGAAAUACCUUUUAUUUUUUAGUA